GCGCGGCCGGCUCCGCGGCAAAAUGGCGGCGGCGCUGGCGGGGUGGAUGCGGCGCCGCCGUAGCGCACGCCAUGCGCGGUAGCCGGCGGAAGGGGCCCUGCCUCAGCUCUGCCGCCCUGAGGAGGCGGAGCGGCGGCGGCGACGAGCGGCUCACCCGGUGGCGGCCGGUGGAGCCCCCCGCGGAGGAGGUGGAGGAGGCAAAGAAGGAGGCGCCGGCGGCCGGCGGUGCGGGCCGAGGCCUGCUCGCGGGGGAGGCGCCGUGCGCGCCCCGACCGUCGCCGUCGCGGGAGGCGGCGGUGCGCGGCGCUGCAGAGUCAUGUUUACAUAAAACACCAAAGAGAUCGUUGAGUAGGAAAUCCCGAAUACCUACUUUCAGCUUUCCUGUUAAUGACACUGAUAUACAGCAAGAAAUCUUUUGGGAUCCUCAUUCACCAAUUGCACACAGACUAGGCAAUGGAAAAAACAAACAGUCUACCAGUAGAUGCGCAGUAGAAAUUUCAGAAAUUGUUAAUCGUAUUGCUCCUCAGGAUGAAAAAGCAGCCUGUAAUGAAGGCUCCCUUUUAGGGACAUGGAUUGGUGAGGAUGCUAUUCCCUGUACACCUGGAGCAGUAAAAGUGCGAGCUAGGACAAAGUUAAGUUGUACAAGGGACCUUAAAAUAAAAAAUCCUGAAGAGGAACUCAUGAAAUUGGCUAAGGAAUUUGAUAAAAAUCUAGUAGAGCUAGAUGCUGUUCAGGAACAAGAGAAGCUUGGUCAUGACUUCAUCCAGACUGCCUCAGAGUCUUUACAUUCUGAAGAUGAAGUAAAUACGAAGAACAUGAAAUCACUCCAUGGUGAAGUUUCUGAAGCAGAUACUGCUCUGCCUGAGAAACCAGUUGGACAGAGCACUGGCAUCCCUGCUGCAGAACCCUGUCCAUCUAGCAGUGAAAAGUUUAUAGACCUUGAGGCUGAGAUAGCCCUUCGUGCUCUUUUUGACUCCUCUACCCAGAACUGUAGUGGACAGUUGAGCCAAGAACUAUCAGGUAUAAAUAUUAGUUUCCAUGAAAAUAAAAGCACCUUGGAGGAGGAAUGCCUUCCUGAGCAAAUUAAGGAUAUGCCACAAUGUAAUUUAGAGGCAUAUCAAAAAGAUACUCUGUGUGAACUAGGAAGUGUGAACCAGACUUCUCCAAAACCUGAUACUCACAUGUUGACAAAAAAAAGUUCUUCUUUGAAGACACAAUUGGUGGUCUCCAAUAUACAUGCUGGAGUAGUUAAUGAUGACUUCGAUGACUGGGAUACAGAUUUUUUGGCAGAUGACUCUUUUGUGAUGCAAAUAACCCAAAAUCCUGAAUUGAUAAGUACUGAAGAAGCACCACCAAUUCCUGCAAAUCCAUCUGUGCAUGGUUUCAGUGAUGCCAGCAGAACAAAGGAGAGAAGUACUUGCAAUUCAGUAACGUGUUUGGGGAGUAUACACAAACCUAACAGUUUGCAGUUUUCACCUUUGAAACAUUCUAGUAAAAACACACGAAAUGUUGUAAAAUCUCUUUCUUUACAAAAGCAAUGUAAGACAGAAAACUCAAAGACAGAGACCGUAGCCUUUCAUGGCAAAUGUGAUGUCAAGCCAGAUAAAAUAAAUUCUAUGUGGAAAAGUGCCAAGAACAGUGAUUUGAACUGUAUUCCUGUUUCAACACAAUCAGAAGUGAAGAAUGGAAAUGAAGCUAUUCAGUCUAAAAGUGACCCUCUUUCUCUUUUUCCUUCAAGAUCUAAUCCUCAUAGACAAUGGACUGAAAAGCCUGGGAAUAACACACACAGUAUUUUCUGUCAAUCAUCCAGUGUUUCUACCGCUGUGAAACGUAAUGAUCUAACUAAAGUGGUUAACCAAGCUAAUACAAGUCACGUAAAUCAAGGUGAAAUACUAAAGAAAUGUCCUCUGACAUUUGAUGACUGGAAUGAACUAAAAUUCUCUGAUGAGAUAUUAGAUAUGUUUUGUGAAUCCAAUAGUCUUUGGGAUGCAAACUGCGAGGAUGAUGAAUUGUUGUAUCAGGUGUGUGAUGAUAUAGAAAAGCAGACUCAGAGCCAGGAUGUUAAACAAGGAAAUGAAAGAGCUAAAACUAUACAAGGAGCCAGUAUUAAUUCCAGAUCAAAUGCUGAUAACCGGUUUCCAGCAUCUAAACAAGGACUACCUGAUCUCUUCUUGGCACAGAAAACAAAUUCAAAACAGGAUGCUUUCUCACUCAAUUCGUGUAGGAAUUCAUCAAAGAUUACACAUGGGCUGGCCACAGCAGGUCACGGAGUGAACUGUAAAAAUGUCUCGAGUCCUCUAACUGUGAUCUCGGGCACUUCUAUGGAGUGUAAAUACACAUUGUCUAAAAACUGUCAUCAGACUGCUUCUGAAGAUACUACAAAGACUGUUUCAGGAAAAUGGUGCAGAUCAAAUUCUGUGCCGGCAGGAGAGACUGGUUCUGAAGUAAGUCCUGUUAGUGCAGUAAGCAUUUUUAGUAGCAAAACAGCAGAGAGCCCAGAUCUUUUGUGUAAUACAGGAAAGAUGCCAAGUAAUAGUUCUGGUAAGAAAACAUCACUUAUGCCUUCAAAGUUUAAGUUCCGAAAGACUAACAAUUCUCAGAGUGCUUUUCAUGUAGGGUCUGAAAAUCUGGAGAGUCAUUCUGGCAUUGGAAUUACUAUGCAGGGUUUGGAAGGAAGCAAGAAUCAGGUGAAUGUGACUUGCCACAACAAGCUUGACAAUAAGAAACCACCUUUCAAGAGACAUCUUUCAGAGUCUUUUGCACUGCCUACGUCAGUAUCUGUGGUGGAACAAAAAAAUAGAAAAUGCUCUCAAGAAGAGAUUGAAAGGAAAAAACAAGAAGCUCUUGCACGACGAAAAUCCAGAAUGCAGACAUUCUGUAAAGACACUUGAAUUUGGAGUUUAUUUUGUCUAUGGAUCUGUUCUGGAAAGUACUACAGAAGCUGGUAAAAGGGAUUGAAAUUAUAACUAUAUGGACUUUACUCGAAUAUUCUCUCUUGGUAAUGUAUCCAAUUAUUCCAUGCCUCAAUUUUCUACCUAUAGUGGAGACAAGAUGUUUCUUUGAUCCAUUUAAACUAGAAAUCCUUGGUAGAGGAAGUGGUCCUGCACACAACUGUCAGCAGUGGAUUCCUCAAAUAUUUACCUAGACUGGUUUUCAACCUAGUGAUUUGCUUUUGUGUUAACCACCUUCCUUGGUGUUAGUUGAUUAUGAAAUCAAAUCCCCAAGUCCACCAAAGACGCCCAAGAUCUGGUGCCCAAUAAUCAUUACUUACAAUCUGUGGCUGCAGCUGCCCAUCCUUCAGCUGUUGUGCAACAUCUGAUGAGUUGGAUCAACUUACUGAUCUGACUGAAAGUGAACCUGGAAAAAAUGUUUUCAGCUUUUCAAAGAACUUCCAUCAUAAUAAUACCCUUGGCAGAUAAUGUAACAUGAAAUAGCAAGACUCUUUGUUGUGUCAUGGUGCCUCAGCUGGCAGUUUUCAGUUUCUGAGAAGAUUUGCGUGUCCAUAUGACAAAUAAAUGUAAACCACAAAUAGUGGCUGUUGGAAAAAUUUUAUUUAUCCCAAGAAGGUAGUUUGAUCUGUAUAUCUGACGGAUAUACUUGUCUUUGUGGUGUUCUAGGAAAAUCUAAACUAUCAGGUAAUUUGCCAGAUCCUCUGUUAGCCAAGAAAGUGGCAAUAAAAAAAGGCUUCUAUCAGUAUCAAAGAUGAGAGUUACAAAACUGGCUUUUAAGGUGCUGAUACACAAGAAUGUCAAAUCUUACUGAGAAAGAUGAAAGUUAGGCCGUUGCUAGGACAGUGUUCAGCUUAUCAACCCUUCCUUCCCCAGGAUAUUUCUAUAGAAAUAAUUCUGUAAAGCGGCCAGGAUAUUUUUUUUUUUUUCAAUGAUAAUAUGGUUAAUUAUACUUCUGAUUUGAGAAGAUGAGCUAACUGGAAAGAAAGGAACUGUUGUGGGUGCUGGAGAGUAUUCUUUUAGGAAGGUUUCAUUCUCUGAUGCAAAAGGACUAACUUUUCAUAAGGUUUGAAAUGGGGAUAAAUAGUAGAUACAUAACAUGAAAUACAGGCUAAGCACAUUAUGGGCACUGAAGCUGGGCAGACAUCCUGAAUGCUUGCCACUAUGUGUCCUUGAGCACAUUCAAAGUUUAAAAUCAGCUUACUGCCCUUCCAGGUGAUGCUGGUUUUCUCAGCACCCAGGAUAGAAAGGCCCUGGAGCUCUGCCUAAAAUGCCACCACUGGUCUCUCCCUGAGAGCAGGGUAAGAAUAUACUGACUCAUCCUUUAACACAAGCGUCCAACCAACCAACCCUCUUGUCUCCUGAGCUGUAAAAUAAGAGCUUGGGAUAUGACAAGGGGAAUUCUGUUCCCAUGAGGGGUGUGGAAAGGACCCCUUGCAAACUUUCCAACUGGAGGAAGACAUGAACUACUUUUUGACCAAUUACUGUCACUUAACUUACCCAAGUGCUUCCUAUGUGUUGCUUAACCAUAUUUAAAGAACCUCUUUGCUGAUCAGUGUGAAACACAUUAAUUUUGACAGUUAACGACGAAUCCAUUGCCUUCCCCUGUGAAAUUAAUCAUAACAGAGAGGCUUUGUUUUUUAUUUUACUUUUCAUAAGUACCUACUUUUAGCAUAAAUAUUACGCUUCAAGGCCUGUCGUUUGUUUUUUCUUAAACAUUACUUUGCAAAUAGAAAUCGCAACUUCUUGGGAUCAUGGUUUCAUAACUGAUGUUGAAACAAACUACUAAGAUAGUUUUGGUCACACUGUGACUAUCCAACAAAUGCCCUGCCAUACCAUCUCUCAGUUAACAAAUUGAGUAGUUACUUCUUUUUGUGACUUGAUGCUAUUAGAAACAUAAACAAUUUCUUGCAUUAAACCAAUCCCAUACCAUUUUUAUUAGGCAAAUUUGAUAAAAGUGUAAAGCAUAGAGAAAUAUUUUAACCCUGUAUAGUUUCAUUGGUGGAGUCAAUGCAGGCGGAAGAUUCAUCAGGGCUUAGAAGUAGUUACACAAAGAACAACCACCUCUAUAAUAUCAAAAAUAAAAUUUCACAAGGUAGGAAUUUUUCAUAUCUAAAAAUACAUAUAUUGCUUGGUUAGAAACAUCCAAAAGAUUUAGGAGAAAUCUACUGAAAAAUAAACUGUCAGCUAUGCGUAUAUAAAUAUAUCUCAAAAGAUUACACAUCACAGAGCUUGUUUCUUGUGACUGCCCACACUUUAAGUGUCAGUCUUGCCCUUUGCCUCUUCCUGCUAUGCUGGCAUCAUCAGGGUGCUGGACACGGACCCCGCCCAGCAGACAGGGCACCAUGCUGAUGUUGCCAGGGGUGCAGUCAUGAGGAGUUUAACCUUUGUGUAACUCUCAAACACCUGGAUAUUAAAGCCAGCAAUGCAGCGGCAGUACAGCUAGAAGUGGCGUGGUGCCUCCUAACCUGAGGGGCGUAGGGAAGGCGUAUAGUCAUCCAGGGGCUCUUAAUGGCAGUCGGUGACACAGAGCGGGCAGUUCGGACAUGAGGUGCCUGAACUACAUUCCAGAUGUGCUUAGCACUACGCCAGCAAACGCAUCUGUCUUCCUAACAGAUAUUUUAGGGAUGCAGUACAGGGCCUAGACAGCUGCUUUGCUGUGCAUGGGCAGCCAACAGCUUCGGAGAGCAGGUGAGCAGUGCAAAAACUGCAGUGCUACUCCUUGCUCUCAUGUUACCCUCCUCGCCACCAAGGAAGGAAGUUGAGCAGCAGCCUCACAACCCCACAAGUUUUACAGGUUAUGCUCAGCAUGCUUCCUAGUAAGUUCUUGGUGACCCACUGCUACUGCAUGGGCCUCAAUCGUGCAGUCUUUUGUCUGACUGCUUGCAGCAGACAACAGAUCUUAGGAAAGUAUCUACAUCACUUUAAUUAAUUAACACACAUGUACACAUAAGUUUGGUAUUUCAAUAGCUGACAUUUCACUAUGAAGCCGCAUCUUCCUCCAGGCAAAAAAGACCUAUACAAAUAGUAACAACAAUCCUAAAUACAUUCUAAAUUUAAUUAUGACUGUCAUGUUUCAUUAUAAAUUAAUUUAUGACUGUUUGCUUAAGCACUCAUCUUCGUUUCAUUCAGAGCAUAGUAAUUUUUUACAUGAGCAAUCAGUGAGCUUAAGUUUAAAUGUAAAUGGAAUUUCUGUAUAUCCCCAUACCCAAGUACAAUUUUUAUUCCACAGAUCAUGACACAUUUCACGAUGAGUGAUGUUACUCACUAAAAUCCAAGGAUUGGCUUUUUCAAGUAAAACCUCUGGUGGAUUUUUUUUUUUUAGGAAAGGCAGAUAUGAUCAGGCAAAGGAUCCAUUCAUCAUUAUUCUCCUUAUCUGUCUCUAAAAUUAUGUGUUGUGGAAUAUACGUACGUACAUUCACACCCUUCCAGUUCCUGCUGAUGAGGGAUCAUGUUUAAAGCAUUUGAGAAAUUUAGUAAUAUUGUGGUUUUAUUGUGUUAGUUGUAUCGGAUUUUAAGAGAGGCUAGCAUCUAGCAGCUCUUCAAAUUUUGGCCUAUAAGGCACAAUUAAUCUUGGGGCUGCAGUUUGGGAAUAGCAAUGUAAUCUUACACUAUGUGUACCACUUAUUAUAUCUAGACCUUUAUACCCAGAGGAAUAACAUAGAUGAAUUCAUUGAUUAUAUCUUUUUAAGCCUAAAAAGAGCUACAAUUUGUCAGGAAAGAAUAGCUGGAAGCAACAGAUAGUGACCUAAACAGUAGAAUUCCAAAGAUAAAAGAGAAGAAAAUGAACACAAAUACUUCAUUGUUUGAGAGCUGUAUUGUCUGCAACACACUCCAGUGAAUCCAGUGUUUGUGGAAGAGGCCGAGGCAGAUAUAAUCUGUGAAGCUAAAAAUGACAGCCUGAGUAAGUAGCCAUCAGAGAUGAAGCUAGGAAGACUGGCAAUUGUGCUGUAAAUCAUAACUGUAAUAUUUGUUCAAAGCUCCAGUUACUACGCAUACUGGUGUUUUUGUCAGAAUAGUCAGAAAAGUCCUGCCUCAUAAAACACUUAAGGAUAUCUAAUGUACUGUUCUUGUGGAACUAAAUAUAAAUUUCUGUGACUAUUGUCUCGGUGUAAUAGCAGUAUGGUAGCGGGCAAACCAUUAAGGGCCUGAUUCUACUCUUGCAGCAAUUUCCUUAAAGCACUAGAGGUAAUGGAGUGACUCAGCCAAAUAAAGAAUCAAGCCUGUGCAUUUCAUUAUUGUAAGUAGUUCUUGUCUUUAGUACAUAAAUCUAGCAAAACAGCAUUGCAUUUAUCAGAAAUUGUUAUUGUUUAUGCACAUUUUCAAAGUUUUUUGGGGAAAAGGUUGCAUUUACACAUACCUUUUAAAGCCUCAGUUAACAGCUUUCACCUCAAACAGUGUAGUUAACAGAGGUGAGGAGGGGACUACAGGAUUUAUAGAUUUCUUUUCAAAGACAUUGUCUGCUCUUUGCAGCUUGUCCUCAGUAAAGGAAAAACUUGAUUCAGGUUUUAGCCCUGGAAAAUCAGUACCCAUGUAGACAUGGGAAUGAAGCUUUGCACGUGCUGCCACACUCUGUGAACAGAAGGUGUAGAAAUAAAGCAUUAUAUUCUAACUGAGCAUAGCAGUUUUGGUUUGGGGUAUUUUUAUUUUUUCUUGGCUGAGCAGGGUGGGAUUUUUUACAUGCCUACAACUGAGCGUAUAUCGGGCAAGUUUCGCAGAAUCAUGGCUGUAGGGCCAAGGGUCUGAGGCUGUUUAAGCACCUGGGGAACUUACUCAUGGGGAGUCACAUUGGCGAUUCACAGUGGUAUGCACAAAGCUUGAUGAAUAGUUUUAUAAUAACCCACUGGAUACUUAGCUGCACCUUUGGGUGUUAGAGACCUGCAGAAAGCUGCACUUCAAUGACAAAAAGAUGGAUAUAAUGAGAGAAAGAAAAAUGUGUUCUCCAAGGCUUGCAUGAUGGUUUGGAAACAUUUUAGUAGAUGAAGGGUUAACACUUCCUUCACCAGUAAUGACUUGCAAAGGACUUUUUUUUUUUUUUUUUUUUAACUAGCUCUCAUGUUCUACAGCAAAAACCUGAAAUACAUGCUUAUCACAAACUUGAAUUCCUAUCUUCCUGGUUGCUUCUUAUAGGCUACACUGUACCUGGAUCAGGCCAGAUGUUUUUGUAAACUCUAAUGCUGUAAAUGAAGACCAUAUUAAAUCAAGUUAUUGAACUUGAAUAGGUGUCAGUGAUGAAUAAAUGAAACUGAAUUUUA
Tyto alba (common barn owl) is the source of this 8203-nucleotide messenger RNA. RefSeq names its product ETAA1 activator of ATR kinase (gene ETAA1). Bases 72 to 2891 code for a protein of 939 amino acids. The record is from RefSeq and is a predicted model, not a curated record. NCBI's taxonomy places the organism in Eukaryota, Metazoa, Chordata, Aves, Strigiformes, Tytonidae. The transcript is spliced from 7 exons.